GCGAUUUUUGUUAUUUGGUGUUCUUUAUAAUCUCAAUCAGUCACACAUCUGAAAUCAAGAAUUGCUAAAAGACCACACAUUUUAAGUAUAUUGGCGUAAAACUGAGGAGAUGUGUUACCAGUGGGACCAUAUAGCAGAGCUGCAGUUGGAGGUGUCAGGGCUGGGCACUGAGAACGCCAGUGAUGUGAAAUGCCACUGCACAAGGGCUUUUAUUGGUGAUGGUUGGCUGUACAAGAAAGGCCUGUAUGUGGAGGAGGAUGGGGGAGAAGACUCUGGUACUGAACCUGAAAUUAAUGAUGUGGAUGAGCAACAGUAUGGCAAGAAAGAUUAUGGUGAGGCACUAGAAACCAGCAACCAGUAUGAAGUAGACUCUGUAGAAGCUGAUGAUGAAAACUGCAAGCAGGAUUCAGAAGAGGAUGAGGGAGAUGAAGAUGAUUUGGAGCUGACAGAUGAGCAGAGAGAAGAAUUGAGAAUGAUGCAGCAGAUGGGCUUACCUGUUAACUUUGCCUUUGGGAAAUCUAAGUCAGCUGGGACCUCAAAGACCGGAAAGAAUAGAGGUAAAAAGAGAAAAAAGGCAAAACAAAGGAAGCAGAAAACAAUUAGUGAACCUGAAUACUCAAAUAUUAAUGAUAUAAAUCAAACAUCAAACAUCUUUAGUGAGAUUGACGAUGAAACCAUAAAGGCAACUUUGGGGAAGAAAUCAGAAAAUGGUCUGAAAAAUCCUCACCUAGUUGGCUAUGACCUUGAAACUGUCUGGCAGGAUUACUGGGGUAAAUAUGGGGAAUAUUUGGUAUGGGAAGGCUGGGUGGGCAAAUACCCGGACCAGAUUGACUAUGACAACACUCAGGCUGUGCCAGCUAUAGCUGAAAUAGAGGUUGACACUAAUAAUGAUGUGGAUGCCAUGGAUGGGAUGGUUGAGAUGAAUAAAGAACAUGGAGAUUCUGUUAUGUGUAAUAGAAUUAAUUACAUUGAUGGUAUAGAAAAUAAGAAAAUAAAUGAAGUGUCUUGUGAUUAUAAUGGAGACCAUGUCACACAUUUAGAUGAAAACAAUGUGGCUUCAAUGAGUAAAUUUGAUGGUGCGGGUGAUGAUAAGAACAAACUGGCAAAGGAUGUCAACAGUAUCAGCAGGAAUGGAAGAAGUGAGUUGGAAACUGUAUGCUCAAAUGAAAAUGAGAAGGGCCAGCAUAACAGGCUAUUGAAUAGGGUUGUAGAAAAUGUGUGCCCCAAUUUAAAAGCUGAUAUAGUUGCUAGGCUUCAGAAUCAAACUGAACAGUUUGAUGGUAAUACAGGUGAAGUCUUGUCUAGCGGUUGUAACACAGAACAAGAUGCUGAAAACUUUGCAAACAGACUGAGUGAAACUACAAAAAUGAUGCAUAACUAUACAUGCCAGUCUCAAUCCAUGUAUUGUGGUGAUGAAAAAUUUGGUCAAAUGAGAACAUUAACCGAAGUAGAACAAGCGGUAGAUGAAAAUAAGACUGACACAGAUAAUGAUAUGGAAAAAGAUAUGAAUGUUGUUCAACAUGGAAAUAGAGAAGUUGAAAACGGGGUUGAUGAUGGAGGUUAUAGCGAGGCAUGGGCAGAGUUGUGGAAUGACCACUACACAGAGAGUUACUGGUACUACUAUAACCAGUUUGCUGAGAAAUUCAGGAAAAUAGCUUUGAAUGUAGAACCAGAGGCUUGUGUUGCUGAGGGUAUUGCUGUUGUUGAUGAACAUGGUCAACUCUGUGUUGUGAAGGAUGAGAAUGAAUUGGAAAGUGUGAGAGCUAAACUAAAUGGAUCAUUACAAGAUUUACUUGUAGAAGAGCAACAAAAUGCUAAAUCCAGUGAUGAAGUUAUUUUAUUUAUGGACAGUGAGCACAGUGCCUGUGAAAGUAAUGAUAUUAACAAUCAAAGUGGAACCAUAGAUGCAUUGAACACACAAAAUAUCAUAUAUGUUAUUGAAGACCCUGAUAAUCCAGGUGGAUUGGCUGCAUUGGAGAACAUGACUCAAGAGGAACUUGCCAAACUUACUGAGGAGAUUUCAACGUGUUUGAAUGGUUGCAAUCUAGGAGACGGAUCAGAUGUGACUCCUGCCAUAGAUGUUGAAACCUAUGACUCCAGUCACAAUGAUCAAUGUCCAGACACAGAUGAACCAGUCGAUGGCAGCAGACGACAACGUAAACAGCGUGUAGAGAGGACCAGUCAGCAGGGUCUCAGUCAGUCUGGUGGGACAUCUGCAUUCCUGCCUUUGUCAGGGGGUUACAGUCAUGACGGAAAGGGGGGCAAUUCUGGUGAUGAUGAUCCACCUGAGGAAAGGCCAAUUACUCUGCCUCACAGCCAUGCCAUAGAUGCCACAUUGCCUAAAGAGGAGGAGGAGGAUACCAACUCUGCUCUGAGGGCUCUAGGCUUUGCUGUCCCUGAAGAUGAAACAUGCUCAGACAGUAAGAAGCCACGCAUCCAGGGUGGGGUGUUGAAAUAUCUCACAAAAAACAUAAAGGCCAAAUCUAAACAGUUGAAUAUGGGAAAGAAUCCAGCACACAUCAGAUUUGAUUCAGAUGGCAAUGAAAUAAAAGUAAAAGCAAGCAAAACAUUAAGUAAAGUGAAACAUUUUCUUGCUGCCUCAGGUAAAGAUAAUGUUGAAAACAUUCCUGAAAAUGCUAUUAUACCUGAAGAGGCUCUUAAUGCUGACAGUGGAAGUGAUAUUGACGAGGAAGUGAUGGAGAUUUUAAGUGUAAAAAGAACAAGUAAAGAAAAACCUGAAAAUCAGAAUAAUACUGAAGUGCCACCAAGUUUAAAUAGAACAGAUUCAAAACCUGAGGUGCAUAAAUGGAAACCAAACAGUAAGUCAAAUGUUGAUGACUUGAUUGAAAGCAUGGUGAAUAAAAGGCAAACUGGGUCAACAGUGGUGGCAAGUGAUCAUGUGAAACAAAUGGUUGAUGAAAAUGAACAAACUGAGAAUUUUGGUGUGCCAGUUUGCAUUAGGGCUGCCAUGGAAACAAUAGAAGAAAGCCAAGAAGAAAGGGAACCAGUGCAAUAUGAUCUAGAUAUAUGGAAUGAAAAUGUCGACAUUGAGAAAGUCAGUGAAGACAAUUUGAACAAACAUUUAAAGGCUAAGAGAAAAGGAAAAAGACGAAGGAAAGGCCAGGCUAGCGUGCCAAUGCCUGAAGAAAUUGCCAAUGAUUCUGAGCUGAGGAAAUAUUGGGCACAGAGGUAUAGACUGUUCUCCAAGUUUGACGAGGGAAUCAGAAUGGACAAAGAGGGCUGGUUCUCUGUGACCCCUGAAAAGAUUGCUGAGCAUGUUGCGGACAGAUGUCGCUGUGAUGUCAUAGUGGACGCAUUUUGUGGAGUAGGCGGAAACACCAUACAGUUUGCCUUCACAUGUGAAAGAGUUAUAGCUGUAGAUAUAGACCCACACAAGAUAGCCCUGGCCCGCCACAAUGCUGCGGUGUACGGUGUGGAGGACAGGAUAGAGUUCAUUGUUGGGGACUUCCUGAAGGUCGGCCCCACCCUGAGGGCGGAUGUUGUGUUCCUAUCCCCACCCUGGGGCGGGCCCCAGUACCUGGCUGCAGACAUAUUUGACCUUGAGACCAUGAUGGCAGUUAAUACAUUCGAGAUAAUGAGGGUGUCCCAACAGAUCUCUCAGAACAUAGCCCUCUUUGUCCCUCGAAACACGAACAUAAACCAGUUGACCAGUCUGGCAGGUCCAGGUGGCAAGAUGGAAAUGGAGCAGAACUUCCUAAAUAAGAAGCUAAAGACCAUUACUGCCUACUAUGGGGAACUGGUGCUGGAUGGGGAGGAAGAGGAGGCAAAAGUGGGAGCAGAGGUUGAGGAAGUAGAAGCAGAGAUUGCUGAUGUAGAUGUUGAGGUUGCUAAAGAUGGAGAAAGUUAAAUAGAUUAAGAUGUUGAAGAUGGGGAAAUCAUUUCAACUUUGAAAAUAUUGGAGAGGAUAUGGUUUCUUGAUUGGGAAGAAGAGGAUUAAGUGUAAGGAGAGGGAAGUUGCUAACAACAUAUCAAGUGAAGAGGGUUUUCUAGCUGAAAAUGGCUUCGAUGACAGGAUUUAAGCAUCUUAAGACAUAAACAACAUUUAAGUAAAACAAUUCAAGAUGAUGUUGGGGAUAAAGUUAAUCCUCUAAGAACAUUAAAGAGGAUAUAGAAGUGGAAGAAAUUUAGAGUUUCUGAGUAGACUUUACAACUACAAGUAUGUGCACUUUAAUUUUGUAAUGUUCAAAACAACAUUGAAGCUGUUUUACAUGUACAUUUUUAUGUCCCCCAGUCUAUAUAGGGGGACAUAUUGUUUUUGUCCUGUCAAACGUUAACAUUGGCCAUAACUUUUGCAAUAUUGAAGGUAGCAACUUGAUAUUUGGCAUGCAUGUGUAUCUCAUGGAGCUGCACAUUUUGAGUGGUGAAAGGUCAAGGUCAUCCUUCAAAGUCAAAGGUCAAAUAUAUGGGGGGACAUAGUGUUUCACAAACAGGGGGGGGACAUAGUGUUUCACAAACACAUCUUGUUAUUUAUGCUUCUGCUUGUGUGAAGUAUUUUGCAGAGUUGAAUCAGUGAUAUCACAAUCAUGUUUUUGCAUGCUAAUUAAACAUUAAUAUUAACUAAACAUUAAAUUAAUUAAUUAUUUUAUGGAACUGUUAAAAACGUUAUUUGGCUUAGAAAUCAUGCUGCAUUUGUUUCGGACAAUUAAAGACUUCACAUACUAUUGAAAAACUUUGUAAACAUACCAUAGGUUUAACAAUUGUUUCAUAAUUCUGCAUCUGCACAUAUUUUUAACAAUAUUCCUUUUAAGAAAUGUUAAGGGCUGUUAUUUACAGUAUUUGAGACUUCAUGAGCUGAGUUAGUAAGGCGUACAAAUAAAUAAUGUUAGUUCUGUUUUUGUCUUGCAUUUUCUAUACACACGCUUUGUACGAUUUUGUGUUUAGAAUGCUUUCCUUAUACAAAUUAUAUACAUGAAAUGUUAUGUCCUUUUUCGUUGUAUGAUAUAUAUUUAAGACUAUGUAUACGCACGAAAUAACACCAUAUGACCAUAUAGUGGCACAAUCCCUUUCAUGUGGGAAAUCUUUGUUAUUCAACACUCACAUUGAUAGUCACAAAUGUUAAGUAUAUGUUACACCUGGAGACUUUGUAUUGUAUGCUAGCUUUAUAUUCCUUGCUCAAAGGUCAGGGUCACUCAUAGAGUUUGAACUCAAAUAUAAUCAUGAUUAAAAUAGUUAGGACAAACGGGCUUGCGAUGCACGAGACCUUUUCGUCAAAGGUCUAGGUCAUUCUUUUCGAACUGUAACUUAAAAGCCAAUGAACACUCAAAAUAAAUGAAUAUUUCUAAAAAUAUUUCGAAAAUAAAGUUAUCUUAUAAAAAAUCUAUAUUCAUUAUAGCAAUAGCCAAAAUUUCAACGCUAGAUGUCUAUUUACAUAGAUUAACAAGAUACAAAGAUAGUUUUUGGUUUUUUGUGGGACAAUAUAUUCAACAAAUGUUCAUGUACAAUGUUAGUGUUCGUGUGUCGUAUAAUUAAAUAUCGUUUCACGAUAUUAAAAUGGAAUAUAUUGUGCCACAAAAAAUUAAAAACAAGCAUUUUGUAUCUCUUUAAAUGUAUGUUACCAUAAAACAUAAAGCGUUGAAAUUAGGGCUUUUGCUGUAAGGAACACUGAUUUUUCUAUGGGUUAACUUUAUUUUACAAAAUAUUUUGCAAAAUAUUCGUUGAUUUUGAGUAUUAAUGUUACUUUAAUCAUUAAAAAUGCUAGCAUAUACAAGACAACUUUCUCGCCUGUGUGAUAGAUACACUUUUCGAAGCGCUUUUGCGGCAGAUGUUCAGCCUUUUGUAGACAAAGGUUUUCGGGUUAAUUCAAGCCUGAAUGGAAUAUUUUGUUCUGUAAAUUGCAUCAAAGAAGAUAUUUUUGAAAAAAAGUGUUAUAUAGAGAAUA
Dreissena polymorpha is the source of this 5899-nucleotide messenger RNA. RefSeq names its product trimethylguanosine synthase-like. Gene Ontology annotation, cellular component: nucleus. Gene Ontology annotation, molecular function: RNA cap trimethylguanosine synthase activity. The record is from RefSeq and is a predicted model, not a curated record. Gene Ontology annotation, biological process: 7-methylguanosine cap hypermethylation; 7-methylguanosine RNA capping. The transcript is spliced from 13 exons. Lineage: Eukaryota; Metazoa; Mollusca; Bivalvia; Myida; Dreissenidae. Bases 110 to 3868 code for a protein of 1252 amino acids.